AGCACCUCAACCUGGGGUAAAGAGCCACUCACACUUCACGCCCCUUCUUCGUUUCUAUUGUACAGGUUCUUUCCAUUUUAGCAGUCCUUCCCUCGCAUUUUUUUGCAGCUUUUAAUCCUCCGUCUUCCUCCCAUCGGUUUCCUCCUCUUCUUUCUCUCUUCUCUUCACACACUCCAUCCAUUUUAGGACACAGAAACUGAAAAGUCAUUACCAUCACGACUUGUCUUAAAAACUGCCUUACAUCUACUUACUACACCUCAUUAUAUCCAACCUCUCGUCUUCACCUUCACGUAUCUUGCCCUCGUGCCUCGUCCUGGCCGCAUCCAUCGCGUUCUUCUACUGCUUCUCUCCAUCUCAUCGUCGCUCAUCAGGCUCCAUCUCGCCGACGUCGUCCUCACCUCUUCUCUUGAGCGAACUCAUCAUCACCGCGUGUCCGGGAGACUACGCUAUAGAUGGUUUGUGACAACACUGACUACUAACCUUGCAAACAUUCCCAGUUUCCCAUCACAGAUCAGAACAGAACAGAAAACGCUUUUCAAAAUGUCGUACUUCAGCUCUCAGUUCUCUUCCUCUCCCGUCCUUACCAUGUCUCCCCAACAUGCCCACCAGUCUAUGGGUAUGGCAAGCUUCGGACACCACACACCACCCAGAUUUGCACCUAUGCCAAGCCAGUUUGCUGCUCAGCCUGUUCGACCUUCCGCAGCUGGUAGAAAGCGUUCCCGGGACGAGGCCUCUGAAAACCUUGAGCCUGACAUGAAGUCCCUGCCCGUUGAAGAGCCUGAAGAGGAAUGGAUCUAUGGCCCUGGCAUGACCCUCAUCAAGAAGAGCACUCGCUACGUCACAGACGCCAGCAGUCAAUCCGGCACCUGGGUUGAGGAGAAGAAGGCUGCUGAAGAGGCCGCCAUCAAGGAGGCGCGCUCUUUGAUCAGAAACCCCAAGCUGCAGCGCGUGUCGCCCACUUUAUCCAGCGCACCUGCAGCCAGCACUUCUCCCCUCCAGUCUGAAGUCAAGCCUGCUAUUGAGGGUCCCAUUGUCGAUAACUUCACUCUGCACCUCGGCAUUGGCUGGCGAAGAAUCAGUGAAGAAGAGCACAUCCAAGCCGCUGCUCGUGGUUGGGCUCGGUAUAUCGAGAACCAUUUCCCUGUCUCCAAUGCUCGAAUCCUUCUUGAGAGCAACGGUCUUCAGUCGUAUCUUGUGGAGACCAACGAGGGCUUCUUUCUAUUUGCCGAGAACCUUCGACAAGGCCAACUUGUCAGCCAGAAUGCCGAGGGCGCACUCCGAAAUCUUCAAUGCUCUCCUCCUAUCUUUGACGGAAUGGAGGUCCUUUCAGCAGCCGAAUCACCGCGACCAACCAACGCCGUCCCUGAUAUGGACAUGAGAAUGGACUAGAGAACCCUCGUCCGGAAACAUUUCAAAGCUUCUUCUUUAUGCAUCUUGUACUUGCUAUUUACGGAGUUACGUGAUUGCCAUGCCUAUGGACUGGGAAUGGGAAUGGGACAGGAGCCUUGGGAUGGACGGGAAAGAAAGGCUACCGAGAGCGAAUGCCAUAGACCGGAUAGUCAUGGCUUGAUAUCAUUUGAUUGCAAUUUACACCAUCGAACGACAACUUGCUUGGUCUUAAAAAGUGCAUCUAUUGUGAAUUGUGGCGUAAUUUUCGCGAGCAAGACAAUAAUUACGACGCGACACCCUUGGCCUGGCUGCGGGCUCGGGCUCGGGCUAUCGCAAGGAACCUUAGCGUGCGGGUACACGUGCAGUGAGUAAGGUAAGUAAGCAUCAUGGGCGUCAGGAUUGGAAAGGGCCGGUUUGAAGCCAAGAAAGAAUCCAAUUAAAGGAGGAUGGGUUUUGGGUUUCCUCGUAUAGUACGUACGAUGUGGGUACAUGGCAUUGUGCCUGAGAUGCUGGAAGCGAAGCACCGGCCGCUAAUGCAACACAAACAAGUGCUGUACUCAUCCAACAAAUGAUGGCUAACUAAUGCAGUCCAUGAAGUGGCUUGAAUAGGUAGUCAAGUCACUUGAUGAACUGCAAUAGAGCCAAUGCCUUGCCUUGGACCUACAGCUCUUCUCAUGCGGCUCAGGCUAAUUCAGUGGUUAUUUAUUUAUACAUGAAAAGUAACAAUGUUGCUCUAUAAUUUAGUACGUGGCGUAUCGUAUGCAUUGACUUUCACGGCAGCCAACACUUGAGAUUUCAAUGAGAA
Molecule: messenger RNA, 2194 nt
Organism: Fusarium verticillioides 7600
Lineage: Eukaryota; Fungi; Ascomycota; Sordariomycetes; Hypocreales; Nectriaceae
Exons: 2
Coding region: 541-1389 (282 amino acids)
Source: RefSeq, a predicted model, not a curated record